AAAUACGAAAAUCACCCGUCAAUUUAAACAGCCCAUGUGCACAUGAUCCCAUAUGAUAUUAACACAACAAAUUAAAAAUCCAUCCUCACUCAAAUUGUAACUUCCUACUUUUCCCGGCAACCAACCGCCAACCCAAAUAUCCAAAACUCCGAAAUGUUUCCGGCCACAAUCGAACCUCGCGUUACACAGCGCCAUGCCUGGACAGCCACUGAAAGAACAGUAAUUGUCGCCGUUAAAGCAGAGAAAGUGAUCUCUAAAACUGCACUGGCUUGGGCUUUGACUCACGUUGUCCGUCCCGGUGAUUGCUUAACCUUGCUCGCCGUCUUCUCUCAAACCAAAACCGGUAGGAGAUUCUGGAACUUUCCGAAGUUGACCGGAGAUUGCGGGAGUAGUCACCGGGAAAAGUUUCCUGAUCGCAUUUGUGAAAUAUCGGAAUCUUGUUCUCAGAUGGUGCUUCAGUUUCAUAACCAAGUUGAGGUGGGAGUGAGGAUUAAGGUGGUGUCAGGUACAUCUGGCGAUGCUGUUGCAGCUGAAGCAGAGCGCAAUGGUGCCAACUGGGUGGUACUGGACAAAAAAUUGAAGCAAGAAUUGAGACAUUGCAUAGAGGAACUUCGCUGCAACAUUGUGGUAAUCAAAGGUUCUCAAGCAAAAGUCCUUAGGCUUAUAUUAGGAUGCUCAGAUGAAGUACAAACUCCAUACUAUUCUGCUGCUGCUUCGCCAGAUGAGCAUAUAGGAGAGCACAAGAUGAAGCAUUCUACUCCAGUGAGCAGCCCUGAGGAGACGAGUACUUCUUAUUCAAGAACCAGAGGAGGUUCAUUGUCGAGUUAUGACUCAAUGACGCCCCUUCUCAUUUAUGAACAAAACCCUCUUUUUGAAGGAAUGAACAGAGGAAAACUGGCGCCUGUAGAUUAUCCGAACGAUUCUGAUUAUAUAGUUUCGCCUCCUUCACAGGAUAGAAUCAUCACUCUGUCAACAAACUCAACAUCAGGUGAAGCUAAUAAUCACAAGAGUGUAUUCUGGAUUCACCAAAACCAUAUAGCUGAUGAAAAGAACCUAAAAGUCCAGGAUGGAAACUUCAGAAAUACUUCUAACAACAAAUCAAAAACUUCCAGAACUCUACUCGAUAAAUUUCUGCAAUAUGAUCAAGAUGCUAGACCUGAUAAUAUUGAGCUGAGCCAAAGUCUUCAAAAGGACUACAAUUCAAUGUCAAGUUUAAGAAACCCAGUCUCUUUAGGUAGAACAUCCUCAAUGCCUCCUCCUUUAUGCUCACUAUGUCAACACAAGGCACCAGUAUUUGGAAAACCGCCAAGACAGUUUUCUUACAGGGAGCUAGAGGAAGCUACGGAAGGAUUCUCAGAUAUGAAUUUCUUAGCAGAUGGAGGUUUUGGAAAUGUUUACAGAGGAGUGCUAAGGGAUGGCCAGGUGGUUGCUGUGAAGCUCUUAAAAUCUGGCGGCUCUCAAGCAGAUGCUGAUUUCUGCAGUGAAGUGAGGGUAUUGAGCUGUGCUCAGCACAGGAAUGUUGUAUUGCUUAUAGGGUUUUGCAUUGAUGACAAGAAUAGAAUCUUGAUUUAUGAGUACAUAUGCAACGGGUCCCUGGACUUCCACCUGCAUGGAAAUAGAAGAAUGCCUCUAGAUUGGCACUCGCGGAUGAAAAUAGCAAUUGGAACAGCAAGAGGUUUAAGAUAUCUUCAUGAAGAUUGUAGAGUGGGUUGUAUAGUGCACCGAGACAUGAGGCCCAGUAAUAUCCUCGUAACGCAUGAUUUUGAGCCUUUGGUUGCUGAUUUUGGGCUUGCAAGGUGGCACUCUGAAUGGAAUAUCAGUACCGAAGACCGAGUCAUUGGAACCAUAGGAUAUCUUGCACCAGAGUAUGUCAAUGGUGGAAAAAUCACAGAGAAAGUUGAUGUGUAUGCAUUUGGAUUGGUUUUGUUGGAGCUAAUGACAGGGCAAAGAAUCAGGGAGUUGCAAUUUUACGAGGGACGACAUUUCAUAUCUGAUUGGUUCCCCCCUCUUGCUGCACUAGAGCCAGGCUAUGGCUUGACAAAAAUAUACCAAUUAGUGGAUCCAUGCUUGGCCGCUGAGCAAGUCCGUGAUUAUGCAUACCAACUUAAGGCUAUGGCGCUAGCUGCUUCGUUGUGCCUACGUCCGGAUCCAGAAUCUAGACCUGCAAUGUCAAAGGUUCUUAGAAUUCUUGAAGGAGGAGACUUGUUAGUUGCUUUGGGCUUAGACUUGAAUUCAGCCGGUAAUAGAAGUGGCCAUUUGCGUGGUCUGAACAUACAUAGAGAAGACAAAAUGACAAGGAGCCACUCUCGUAAGCUUUCACACUGAAUACUUAUUCUUCAACAACUGUCUUAUACAUACCAUAUAAUUAUACAGGUUAGUGGGUCUUUCUGCUGUGUGCAUAGUUCUGAAGUGAUGAUGUACCUUCCCAGUUGCAAACAUGUUAAUUGAUCGCAUGAUUUUCUUCCCAGUGUGAUACAAUUUUGUUUGUAUCAUCAUUGUCAAUAAUGUUUAUAAAGAAGAUUUCUCGGUGACUGUCGAGUAAAAUUACUUGCAUUUUUGUAGUUCUAUUGUUUUCCAUUGCAAAAGACACAAUAAAUUAGGAACUGUAAAUCAUGAAACAAAAUAGUAAGAAUAUUUUGUAUUUCUUUCCCUUAAAAGGUUUAAGGUCUACUGAUGUA
Mercurialis annua (annual mercury) is the source of this 2678-nucleotide messenger RNA. RefSeq names its product inactive protein kinase SELMODRAFT_444075-like. The transcript is spliced from 8 exons. The record is from RefSeq and is a predicted model, not a curated record. NCBI's taxonomy places the organism in Eukaryota, Viridiplantae, Streptophyta, Magnoliopsida, Malpighiales, Euphorbiaceae. The coding region runs from base 154 to 2325 and encodes 723 amino acids. Gene Ontology annotation, molecular function: ATP binding; protein kinase activity. Gene Ontology annotation, biological process: protein phosphorylation.